AGACAGUUCCGAGUGUCGGAUCUCAUAAAAUUCAAGCCAGGCACACAGAAUUGAAUUGAAUCCAAUCAUGAAGCUUUCUUCUUGGAUGCAAACCACAAAACUCGUUUGCGCAGUUGCGUCGGUAGUAUUCCCCGCAGCCCGGGCUCACUUACUGCGAGGACUCGAAAAGGGGGACAGCAAUGCUGCUGUCAACCUUCCUCCAUUAGUUCCUGGUAUCCCACUCACCCUCUCUGUUUCGGAGAAUCAAUACUUGGAUUGGUUUCUGGAUAUCCAAGAUGUCCCUUCUACAUUUGAAUGCACCGUGCAUGCUAGUGAUGGCUCCUUGUUUCUUGAUUUGACUCUGGCUCCUGGAAGCAACCAUGGAGAAGAAACUCAUUUCUGUCUCGAGUACCCAUCCGGUGUGAAUGGAACGGAAGUAAUGACUUGUCGCACUGACAUUUUUCCUUCCCCAUUUCCAUUGCUGGUUCGUCUGAGAUCCUACGUGGCCAUGGACGAAGUCGUCUUGGACUGUCAUCACAUGGUCCCAUCCGCUCUGGAACCCGGUCUUCCAUCCGACAGUUUUGAUCUGGAUACGGGCAAGUUUCAAAGCUUUGUCGUGGAUACGACGUCCAUACUAACAAUGGAAGAUGGGGCUGGUGAUGACUAUGUCAAUUGCAGCUUGUCAUCGGAUGAGGGAGACCCUGUCAUGUUCAUCUAUGAAGUCAAACCUGCCAACAGCAACCAAACCAGCCACAAUAGUGUGUGCAUCGCAGGGUUGUUGCAUUCCACAUGUGAUGUACUGGUGCCAUCCUCCGAUGAUGUAUCACAGCUGUUCAUUGCAGUAGAUAGUUGGGGUGCGGCAGAGAAUGUGACUGUGGCGUGUGAAGCGGGAUCCAUGAAGAACAGAACGACACAAUGAAGACAACCCUUGAGGCAGACGACCCCCCCUUGGCCCCUGAUGCUGUUGCCACGAGGAAUGAGGCUUGUAAUACACUCACAAUAAAGACUAGUAGCUAGUGCAGCCAUGUGCCAAUAUAUGGGUAUGAGCGAGGCAACAAAGGGCACUUCCAGUAGAUGUGUAGCAAAGGAGUGGCUGGGCCAAUUUGGGAUGCAGAUAUCGGAAAUACAAUAGUGGACACGCCACACCUUCGAUUCAAGGGAAGCCAACCAACUUCCUAACGAGCUAUCAAGCUAGCCAGAACUAUUAGUUUCUACUAAGAUCUCGGUACGAGAGAGCUAGCUACUUAGGUUUGCCCCUGUCGUC
Messenger RNA from Seminavis robusta, 1243 nucleotides. Lineage: Eukaryota; Bacillariophyta; Bacillariophyceae; Naviculales; Naviculaceae. The record is from the annotation of a GenBank genome assembly.